AACGUGAGCCCCAAUCUUGGUCAUGGUCAUUGCAGCACUUGACACAUCUAAUCUUUGCUGUUUCCUCUCCCAGUACAUGUUUACCUCCUCUGAGAAGUUUGUGGUGCAGCGCAGGCAGUUGCUGGAGCGGUGCCGAAAGGAAAUGCUGCCGAAGACAGAGUCCCUGCUGAAUGCAGAGCUGAUGAAGGACAAAGAGGCCCUGCUGAGGGAGCUGGAGGCAGAGCUGAUGCGGAUGGCUGAGUCCUUCAAGGCGACUAAUGAGAAGCACAAGAAGAUGGCGCUGAGAGUGGUCUACGCAGUUGCUGGUGCUGGGGUCGUCGCAGCUGCUGGUGCUGGGGUCGUCGCAGCUGCUGGUGCUGGGGUCGUCGUCGCAGCUAGUGCUGCUAGGGUCGUCGCAGCUGGUGCUGCUAGGGUCGUCGCAGCUGGUGCUGCUAGGGUCGUCACAGCUGCUUGUGCUAGGGUCGUUGCAGCUGCUGGUACUGGGGUCAUCGCAGCUGCUGGUACUGGGGUCGCAGCUGCUGGUACUGGGCUCGUCAUAGCUGCUGAUGCUGGGCUCAUCGCAGCUGCUGGUGCUGGGCUCGUCAUAGCUGCUGGUGCUGGGCUCGUCACAGCUGUUGGUGCUAGGCUUGUCACAGCUGCUCGUGCAGGAGUCGUCGCACCUGCUGGUGCUGGGGUCGUCGCACCUGCUCGUGCAGAGGUCGUCGCACCUGCUCGUGCAAGAGUCAUCACACCUGCUGGUGCUGGGCUCGUCGCACCUGCUCGUGCAGAGGUCGUUGCACCUGUUCGUGCAGGAGUCAUCGCACCUGCUGGUGCUGGGGUCGUCACAGCUGCUGGUGCUAGGCUCAUCAUAGCUGUCGGCGUGGGGGUCGUCGUAGCUGUCUGGGCUAUUUUCAUCAAGUAUAACUGAGGGAACAGCUAUUGCUGCUGGUGCGGGCGGCAUAGCUGGGAUCUGGUCAGGCUUGGGCGAGGGGGAGAGAGUUAGUGGCUAUGAACUGGGCUGAUGCCACCACCAGCCAAAGGGAGGAGGGAGACAGGACUGAGGAGCUGUGUGAUAUGCACCCCAGAUCUGGACAGUGCCCCCCCAGCCCACUGUGAGGUGAUGAAUGGGGCGACGGGACUGCAGCGCAGCCCAGACCCGUCACCCACAAACCACCCCAGAGCGGGGGAGUCGUCACCCACAGAUUCUAAGAAGGGAAAUUGGUCCAACCCGCUCUUGAAAACCUCCAAUCCCUGUGUGACACCCAGGCCCAGCGCCACCCCAGUGGAGGGUUCAGUGCCCAGUGUCAGCAACACCUAACAGGCCUGACAAACUUGCCGCACCUAACACACCGCUGUCACGGUAUUUAGCCAGUCCCUUCCAGUUCUAUGCGAUAGGUAUAUCUCCAUACGUUGUUAUAAACAGGUGUAAUCCUUCUUAGGCUUGCCCAGAAAUUAUAGGCAAUUUGUACGCAAUACAGCCAGAUGGCUGCCCCACUGACCAAAAAGAAACAGCCAAAUGCAGUUCAGUGGACUGAUGAGUUGUCAUAAACAGAUAGCUAAGGGUUAAUGUCUCUUUCACCUGUAAAGGGUUAACAAACAGUCACCUGCAACACCUGACCAGAGGACCAAUCAGGAGACAAGAUACUUUCAAAUCUCGGUGGAGGGAAGUCUCUGUUUGUGCUUUUUCUUUGUACGUUGUUCUCUCUGGGUUCUGAGAGGGACCAGACGUACCUACAAGCUCUCUACUCUUCUGUUCAAAAUUAAGCUCCAAGAAGAAAUCACAGCCAGUGUGGAACCGGCUGUCCAACCCUAUCUGUGAUUUGGGCGAGGAUGUUAUACAUUUUAAGGUGAAG
This is a messenger RNA of Gopherus flavomarginatus (Mexican gopher tortoise), 1832 nucleotides long. RefSeq names its product fibroin heavy chain-like. Bases 23 to 907 code for a protein of 294 amino acids. Lineage: Eukaryota; Metazoa; Chordata; Testudines; Testudinidae. The record is from RefSeq and is a predicted model, not a curated record. The transcript has 2 exons.